AUGUUCCGCCGCCUCUUCGCCAUGGCCGAAUCAGCUUCCAAGCGCAUCAAGACCUCGGGUCCCCUCAUCGGCACCCACAACGGCCACUUCCACGCCGACGAGGCCCUCGCCGUCCACAUGCUCCGUCGCCUCCCCGCCUACCGCGACGCUGGCCUCGUCCGCACCCGCGACCCGGCCGUCCUCGAGACCUGCCACACCGUCGUCGACGUAGGCGGUGAGUACGACCCGGAGCGCCGCCGCUUCGACCACCACCAGCGCGGCUUCGCCACCACCUUCCCCGGCCGCCCGACCAAGCUCUCCAGCGCCGGCCUCGUCUUUAUGCACUUUGGCCGCGCCAUCGUCGCCGAGCGUCUUGGCCAGCCAGAAGACUCGCCCGAUGUUGAGCUUCUGUACAACAAGCUGUACGAGAACUUUGUCGAGGCCCUCGACGCUCACGACAACGGUAUCUCCCUCUACGACCCCGAGGCCAUCGCCGCCGCCGGCAUCGAGAAGCGCUUCAGCAAUGGCGGCUUCGGUCUAGGCGCCGUCGUGGGCCGCCUGAACCCCAACUGGAACGAUCCCGUGCCCGCUGACCGUGCCGAGGCUCAGGCCGCUGAGGAUGCCAAGUUCAACGAGGCGAGCCGCCGCAUCGGCGAGGAGUUUGACCGUGACCUUGACAGCUACGCCGCAUCCUGGCUGCCCGCCCGCUCUAUCGUCGAGCAGGCCUUUGCCAAGCGUUCGCAGUACGAUGAGCAGGGCCGCAUCCUUGUCCUGGAGGGUCAGUCUGUUCCCUGGAAGGACCACCUCUACGCCCUCGAGAACGAGGUCCCUUCGGUGCUCUACGUGCUAUAUGCGGAGAAGCCUGAGCCUGGCGCCAAGUGGCGCAUCCAGUGCGUCCCCGAGAGCAAGGACUCCUUUGUCAGCCGGAAACCGCUGCCCGAGGCCUGGAGGGGCUUCCGCGACGAGGAGCUCGACGGCAUCAGCGGCAUUCCUGGCUGUGUCUUUGUCCAUGCCGCGGGUUUCAUCGGCGGUAACAAGACUUUCGAGGGCGCCAAGCAGAUGGCCACCAAGGCCCUGGAGUAA
Messenger RNA from Fusarium falciforme, 1062 nucleotides. RefSeq lists its product as hypothetical. The transcript has a single exon. The record is from RefSeq and is a predicted model, not a curated record. The coding region runs from base 1 to 1062 and encodes 353 amino acids. Gene Ontology annotation, cellular component: cytoplasm; nucleus. NCBI's taxonomy places the organism in Eukaryota, Fungi, Ascomycota, Sordariomycetes, Hypocreales, Nectriaceae.